UCGACACUUGCGCAACGCUACAACUGAGAUGACGUCGUGCUGCUGCCCGUUUGUGUUAAUGUUGGUUUCAGUGGUCGCUGUGAAAAGUGCGACCCUUCCGUGUUACUCGGCGGACGAUUCGUGGACUUACAACAACCUGGAAUCUCCCAAAGUCCCGAUCUUCGACACGACCCCCUUCAAAGAGGCUCCGUCGUCUUACGUCUCGACCAACGCCCGACGCCACUAUUACAGACGGCCAGUAUUGAACGGUCACAGUUCCCAAGUGAACGCCUAUUGGAUUCGACCAGCCCCUUACUACCCUCCUCAUCCUCCUCCUACCGCUGUUGCUGCGUCGCACAGACAGGCCCAGACUGUCGUCAUCGUUUUUCACCAAGAAGAAUAA
This is a messenger RNA of Daphnia pulex (common water flea), 382 nucleotides long. RefSeq lists its product as uncharacterized. The record is from RefSeq and is a predicted model, not a curated record. The transcript is spliced from 2 exons. Bases 29 to 382 code for a protein of 117 amino acids. NCBI's taxonomy places the organism in Eukaryota, Metazoa, Arthropoda, Branchiopoda, Diplostraca, Daphniidae.